Messenger RNA from Trichoderma asperellum CBS 433.97, 794 nucleotides. NCBI's taxonomy places the organism in Eukaryota, Fungi, Ascomycota, Sordariomycetes, Hypocreales, Hypocreaceae. The record is from RefSeq and is a predicted model, not a curated record.
CUACCUCAAGACACAUAUUCUGGCUGUGGGAUUUCCCAGAGUCUAUGAAUGACAGAGAACAGAGAUUCCUAAUGGGCAGACGAGCAUCUUACAUAUAGUUCAAGGACGCGGCCCUACAGCCUAACCUACUGUGGCUGGCUGUCCAAUCUAUGCACAGACGAUCUGGGAUCGGGAUGAUUUGAGCGCAGUGGAUAUGUAGGGAGCCGGCAGCAAAGGUGCGCUAAGGCCUCGGCUGACUGUCCCUUGGGCUUCUCAAAGAGGCAAUACGUGGCGGUUGUGCAUAUUACGAGGGACUUGGGAUCAACGCCGGGUGGACCAAUGCAGUGGCCCCUUGCAACGGAGCUUUGGAAGCUGGGCACAACAAUGCUGUGUCAAUGACGAAGAAGGGAAUGGUAUCUGCUGUUAUAGGAUGCCUUUUGUUGGUGAAGUCGAGGCAUGCCUGGCUUGGGGACAAGAAGCCAGGCGGGAAAAGACGGAGAGGCAAGAAAAGGGUAGAAUUGCAGGUGGCUGGCUGGACGAGUCAUGUUGUGAUGGCAUGUCUUGGUUACGGAGUACGAAGCAAUAAGACAAGCCAGUAAGAACCACGACGCUGUGCUAAUACGAUUUUACCGGCCGGGCCCGGUACCGACCCCAUGGCGAUCUUGAACAGGACGAAGAUCCCAAGUACGAGUAGGCAGUUUACUAGGUGUGAGGUAGAGAUGGGAUCGAAGUUUGAUUGCGGACAGUCGUGGCAUUUCUCUUGGACAGUCUAUAGUCUAUCUGGUAUACUUCGGAAAUACUACGUACCAAACCGC